CGGAGAGGGAAAAGGGAGGGGAUACCUCACAGCUAGCGAUAGCAGGCUACACAAACAAGAAAUAUUUCAGUAUAAUUUCGAUCAUUCAGUGACGAACGGAAUAUUUUUUUAUGGUGACAGAGGACUUUAUUUUUCACUACGCAAAAUGUUUUGCUAUAAAAGAACCCAACUGAAGGACCUGUAAAAACGAGAGACUAGCUACUACCAAAAGGAGGAAAAGAGGCCUAUUUGUGUUCCUGGUGUCUUGGUGCAUCUCGCGCAGCCGGUGUAGCAAAUAUACUCCGCUGCUCUGAGGGGCUCUUAUUUUACUACUCUGACUAACAGAUUUGAUUCUGUCUUUUGACUUUGUUCAACCGUUCAUUGGCUUCACCAGGCGACCAGUUAUCGCAACCCGAAGCUCUCGCACAAUGGACUUAACUUGAAAAGCUUUUUGGAGCCAAAUCGGCCUGUUUUGUUUUUUUUUUUCUCCAGCGGAGCCGCCAUGAAUCACUACGGACAAUAACACAAUUUGAGCGUGCUUAUCUGUUCCAAUGCCUACGUGCCCCGAAUGCGUGGGGAUUGAAUAAUGUGAGAUGUAAGGCGGACAGAUUUGAAUCAGCUAAAUAUUUUAUGGACAUUUUAGUAAAGACAUUAAUACCAGUCUAAACAAACAAGCAUUAACGAAGCCAGUUUCAAUGUAAGUAGCUAGCUACGAUCUAGCAUAGGUAAUUAGAAAGCUAGUGUUGGUAGCUAGCUCGGCGGCUGAGGAAAGAGCGCCACCAAUGUAUUGUUGAAUCAUAACUCCACGCCAAGACUGGCAGGUGUGAUUUACAUGGGAAAUAAGUAACUUGACUUUUGGAAAUGUAAUUCUAUAAAUUCUUUAUUUUUCCCUAUUCUAAUGCACUUAAGUAGAUUGACAGUUUUUGUUGUCAUGCCAUGAUGCUAAUUUGGGCCUACUUCGUUCCGUGGAAGAGGGGGAAACGCUGAAAUGGAUUGGUAAUGAAGACCUUAGCUAGCUAUACGUUUAAUUAUAAUUACGCCGAACACAGACUUAAUGCUUGUGCAUAGCAUGUGCGGUUUGUAGCUGGCUAGCUACUAAGCAAGUGGUAAAAAGUUUGAUCCCAUAUCAUAUAUAUUAUUACACAAUCUGGAUCCACAGAAGCCAGCAACCAUCCUUUGAGUCGUACAUCCAUGGUCCCUGCAAGGCAGGAACGCUCUCCCCUUCCCUGGACAAUACUACGGACACUACGGGAGUAGCUGCUGAGAUGAACCCGGUGAAUGCGACCUCUCUCUACGUGUCCGCGUGUCGUUCGGUGCUGCAGUGCGACCCUCGCGACCCCCGGGCCCUCGCGGAGCUCUACAAGCUGCUCCCGUUCUUUCGCCAGUCUCUUUCCUGCCUCGUGUGUGGUAAUCUUCUGCAGGACCCCAUAGCUCCCACCAACUCGACUUGUCAGCACUAUGUUUGUCUGGGCUGUAAGGGCCGGAGGAUGCUGCUUAAGCCCUCUUGUAGCUGGUGCAAGGACUACUCUUGCUUUGAGGAGAACAGACAGCUGUCCCUGCUGGUCCACUGCUACAAGAAGCUGUGUCUCUACAUCGCCCAGUCUCCGCUCGCCUCACACAUAGCCAGCGCGGCCAGCGAUUCGCCCGACCUCCAGGCCAUCCUCAACGAGGGCCUCUCAUUGGUGGAGAACGAGCAGGAAGGGGAGGACACUUCGGAUUCGGCAAAUCAGUCGCCGGCACCUUCCACGUCCGACCUCCAGCGGGACGAAGCUCCUGCCGCCGAAAGGAGGCAGGAGGAGGGGGCCGUGAACGGUCUGCACGGCUGCAACGGCCUGGCCAGUUCGGACACGCUGUCAUCCGUCACCAUAGCGACGGGGGUAGGGGUUUUGAAGCAUGAGGGUUUCGGGGAGGAGUUGCCGGUCUGCGUCGCCGGGGAGGCGGGGCUGUGCGACCUCAGCACAUUUGGGGAUGAGCUCAAACACGGAGGAGGGCCGCUGUUGUUGAGCGUGGAGGAGGUUCUAAGGACCCUGGAGCCUGACCCCGAGCCGUCCCCCCAGUCAGACUGCCCUCUGUCCAGGCCUCUGUCCGGCCUCAAUGGGCCUUACUACCCCUCCAUCCCCGAGGCCUCCCGCCUGACCUCCUCCCUCCCGUCGGAACCCAAGCCUCGCCUCCCCCCUCCUCACCCCCAGCCCUCCCCUGCCGUCCCCCGCCUCCCCCCUCGUUGCCACCGCAAGCGCUCCCGCUCCGAGAGUGACAGUGAGAAGGUCCUGCCCCUCCCCAUCGCCAGCAUCCUGCAAGGCCCUUCCCUGGGCGCCACCAACCCCCCACACCACCCCAACCCCCCCACCGCCAGCGCCGCCGCCAACAAACGAGAGCCCAAGCAUCCCUCCGCCAUCGCCCCCCCUCACCUGGCCCCUGUGCCCAACGGAGGGCCUCCAAAAGUAGGCAAGACUGUGCUGGUGCCCAGCAAAGGCCUGAAGAACCACGGAGGGCCCAAAAAGGCCUACACCAAGGCCAGGCAGGGGGCCCCCAAACCCCGUGCUCAACCCCGCGACCGCCUCCCCACACACCCCCACUCUCACCCCCACUCUCACCCCCCCAGCCCCUCCAAGCCCCUCUACAAGAAGCCUGUGGAGAAGAAAGGCUGCAAGUGUGGAAGGGCCACCCAGAACCCAUCUGUGUUGACCUGCAGGGGGCAGCGUUGUCCCUGCUACUCCAACCGCAAGGCGUGUCUGGACUGCAUCUGCCGGGGCUGCCAGAACUCCUACAUGGCCAACGGAGAGAAGAAGCUGGAGGCGUUCGCCGUGCCGGAGAAGGCCCUGGAGCAGACACGCCUCACGCUCGGCAUCAACCUCACCAGCAUCGCCGCCGCCGCCCUGCGGAACCCGGCGACCAGCUCCCCGGGCAACGCUCUCAUCAACGUCACCACGGCAACCGGGGCCCCGGUUACGGCGGCCUUCCUGACGGGAGCGGGGCCCGACGACAGGGGCUUCGACGACUCGCUGGACAUGAGAUUUGACUGUUGAAGUCCCGACUGCUCGUUGUUGCACCAUCCCCCCCCCCCCCCCCCCCCUCGGACAGUGACUAACCAAUGGGGUGGUGCAGAGGGACCUGGAGGGGGGCGGAGCUAGAAUAAGGCAGCUACAGCGAAGGGCGGGAAGGAGGGAGCGUUCGGAUGAGAUCCCCCUCGGACGAGAACCCCUCGAUCGCCCUGAAACUGAAACAUUCUUUCAGUCUUACGUACUGAUGCAGUGUGGACAGGAGAGUGGGGGGAGAGGGAGGUCCUAACGUUACUGUAUGUUCAGAGAUUUCAUUUCUGGGGCUUAGCAGGAGUUUUGUUUUCUACUAUCAGUGAUGUGUACUAGAGCAUGAUGAUUUGCUGAGUCAGGGAGUCGACUGGGCCGUGUCUGUGCUCUCUGCUCCUUGGAUGUGCAAGACGGAAGGUUUUGGGGGCAAAGCUUGUUGGGCAAGAAUGGAGCCCGAGACCUCAUUAGUGACUGGCUGUAAUUUAUGUUUUUUUUUUUUUUUUUUGUACACAGACUUACCAAAAUUCCAUUUAAGAGGACAUUUUAUGAUAUAUUUUUUAAGUUACAUUAACAAAAUUUGCAGUAUUUAUUGGAUGUCGCCUAACAUAGGUAGCAUUGGGUGUCAACGGAUUGCCAGGAUCCUGCCCACUCCAGCUCUUAGCCUAUCAAGAUCCAGUCUGGACGAUUUCUGUCUAAAUUAUGUUGCUGUCCUGUUACUGCUAGUUUCUGCUGUCUCAAACUGUUUUUGUUUUCCCUCUGGGCAUUUAAAAAACCUGUAAUAUAACUGUAACAUAUUUCCACAAAAAAGAAAAUCAAACCUA
This is a messenger RNA of Osmerus eperlanus (European smelt), 3826 nucleotides long. RefSeq names its product MSL complex subunit 2b (gene msl2b). Bases 1245 to 3005 code for a protein of 586 amino acids. The transcript is spliced from 4 exons. Gene Ontology annotation, molecular function: ubiquitin protein ligase activity. The record is from RefSeq and is a predicted model, not a curated record. Gene Ontology annotation, cellular component: MSL complex. Gene Ontology annotation, biological process: protein ubiquitination. NCBI's taxonomy places the organism in Eukaryota, Metazoa, Chordata, Actinopteri, Osmeriformes, Osmeridae.